AUUGGACCAUGCAAACUAGAAAUGCCAUUUCUUGGAUAAAGGAAGAGAUUACUCGAUCCAUUUCCGUAUCGCUCAUAAUAUAUAUAUUAAUUCGAGCACCUAUUUCAGAUGCAUAUCCCAUUUUUGCACAACAGGGAUAUGAAAAUCCGCGAGAAGCGACAGGUCGUAUUGUAUGUGCCAAUUGCCAUUUGGCUAAUAAGCCCGUGGAUAUUGAAGUUCCACAAACGGUACUUCCCGAUACUGUAUUUGAAGCGGUUGUUCGAAUUCCUUAUGAUAUGCAAAUCAAACAAGUUCUUGCUAAUGGUAAAAAGGGGGCUUUGAAUGUCGGGGCUGUUCUUAUUUUACCGGAGGGCUUUGAAUUGGCCCCCCCCGAUCGUAUUUCACCCGAGAUUAAAGAAAAGCUGGGUAAUCUCUCUUUUCAAAGCUAUCGUCCCACAAAAAAAAACAUUCUUGUGGUAGGUCCUGUUCCCGGCCAGAAAUAUAGUGAAAUCACCUUUCCUAUCCUUUCCCCCAAUCCCGCUACUGAGAGAGAUGCUCACUUCUUAAAAUAUCCAAUAUAUGUAGGCGGGAACAGGGGGAGGGGUCAAAUUUAUCCCGACGGGAGCAAGAGUAAUAAUACUGUGUAUAAUGCUACAGCAGCGGGGAUAGUAAAAAAAAUCAUACGAAAAGAAAAGGGGGGAUACGAAAUAACUAUAGCGGAUGCAUCGGAUGGACGUGAAGUGAUUGAUAUUAUACCUCCAGGACCGGAACUUCUUGUUUCGGAGGGUGAAUCUAUCAAACUUGAUCAACCAUUAACGAGUAAUCCUAAUGUGGGUGGAUUUGGUCAGGGGGAUGCAGAAAUAGUACUUCAAGAUCCGUUACGUGUCCAAGGUCUUUUGUUCUUCUUGGCAUCGAUUAUUUUGGCACAAAUCUUCUUGGUUCUUAAAAAGAAACAAUUUGAGAAGGUGCAAUUGUCCGAGAUGAAUUUCUAAUUUACAGGUCCGCGAAUUUAUGAACAUAUUAAGCCUAAGCCGGUAAAAGAACUAAAUUUUAGUCGAUAAAUUCUGUACUGUAAUUCUAUUCUGUAUAAUCAAAAAUUUAAGAAAAAGGACCGAACCUUUGAUUCUUUCGAGUCUUUUUCUACCGUAUUUAGAGAAUUCCUUGUACUGCAGUACUAGUCAGUCAUAGUAUAUAUAGUGAAGAAGACUAUUUUACUUUGCCUUUUUUCAACCCAAUAAAUUAGAGCAAUAUGAUUAUGUCACUGUUUUCAGAUUUCAAUGUCCUACAAUAGAAAACAAUUAUUAGUUCUUUAUUGUUGUAAUAUAAGCAAAAUAGUUGGAGAAUAUUAAGCACAGUAGAAAUCAAAAUAGGGAAAACGAGAUUCUAGGAUUCUAGGAGAGAUCUUAUUUUUUAUCUUUUCCUAGAGUCCGAUUGUUUUUUGAUUGUAGCAAAAUAUCGAAAUAGAAAAUCUUUUCUAUUCUAUUUAUAUAGAAUAAUACUUGUUGAUUCCCUUCUUUGAGCGGAACCUUUAUGAGAUAAGAUAAAAUAUCAUCUUAAUGAAUACAGUAUACCACAUUAUGUAGUGGACAAACAAAAGAAGGGGGGGUUGACCCAACAAUAAGAUUUCGAAUAGAAAAAGGGAAUAAAGAUAGAAUAGAAUUAAGAAUAUAUUACAAUAGAAUUAAACAGAAUUCAUAUUAUUUCCAUUGCGAUAUCCCGAAAAAGUAAAUCAAAUGAUUCCCCUUUUAUUCUUUUUUUACUUUUCUUUCAACUUAAAUUGAAAGAAAUUUUCCUCUGGAAAAGACUUUUUUUAAUCAAAAAAUAAAGUUCAUUUUAAAAAAACAUUAAAAAAAAUUGAAAUGGACUUUUUUGAAACAUUGAAAAAAGUUAUCUAUUGAGUCAUUUAUAGAAUAAGAAAUCUUCUUCUUAUUAAGAACUCAACGGGACCCCCUCGAAUUCAUCAACAAAAAGAGUGGAUCCCUGUUGAGUUCUUCUUACACGUUCAUUUUGCAAACUCAAUUCAUCUGAUUACUACAGGGAUGAACCCAAUCCGGAAUAUGAACCAUAAAAGAAAAUACCAAUUAAACCGAUCACAGGAAUACCAGUUACAGUACCUAUUAUCCAAAGAGGAAUCCUUCCAGUAGUAUCGGCCAUUUAUCCCACUUUCCUCCACAUUUGAUCAGGUAGUCAUGCUAGUGACAUAAACAGUCAUAGAUAAUUAUGAAAUUAUAUCCUUCCGAAUGGGAUAAGAGAAUUCCGAAUACGUAUACGUAUUUAUUCCCUUUCUUCUAUUAAUUGAAGAAAUAAUUUGAAAAUAAAACAGCAAGUACAAAAAUGAGUAAUAACCCCCAGUAGAGACUGGUACGAUUCAAUUCUACAUUUUGUUCGUUUGGGUUUGAUUGUGUCGUAGCUCUAUAAUUCGGAUUAGGUUUAUCGUUGGAUGAACUGCAUUGCUGAUAUUGAUCCCAAAAAAGAAACAGUGGGUACUGCUAGUCCGUGAACAGCCAACCAUCGUACUGUAAAAAUUGGAUAGGUCCUAUCUAUGGUCAUUGGAGCCUCCUAAAAAGAUCUACUAAAUUCAUCAAGUUGGUCCAAAGGAUCAAAACGGCCAGUUAUUAAUGGAAUUCCUUGUCGGUUCUCCGUAAAAUACUCGUUUGGCCGAGGGCUUCCAAAAACAUCGUAAGCUAAACCCGUGCUGACAAAUAACCAACCCGCAAUGAAUAGGGAGGGUAUAGUAAUGCUAUGAAUAAUCCAGUAUCGAAUACUGGUAAUAAUAUCAGCAAAAGAACGUUCUCCGGUGCUUCCAGACAUGUUGAGCUCCACAUAUUCUUGUACAGUCAAAGGGGGAUCGAUUCCAUAAAAGAUGAGAGCAGUAAGUAGAAAUUUACUGAGAAUCAUCCUUGUUAGAUCGUCAAUAUUGUACCCAGGGUGUCUUUCGAGUAUACCGAAUCAGUAUAGCUAUCCUUCUUCGGACACAGCAACGAAAUUAAAAGAUUCGUGCUGAGAUCAAGUACUAGAUUCUUUCUAACUUGCUUGUUGGUUGUAUCAAUGCAAUGUACUCAAUACAAAAUUCCGCAAAGUUUAAGAGUCUAAUGGAUCUUUAUAGUAUAAGAUGAAGGUUCUCCACAUGUUAUUAAUUAAUAUAUAUUCAAUAUUAGCUUCGGAUUACAAACCGAAGAUCAAUUAAAUUGUGACUCCCAUGGACUGACUUGUAUUUGUUUUUGAUAAUUCAUGACAUAGAUUCUCCUAUUUUAUUUCUCCAAUUCAAUUAGAUGCCAAAUCCGGAAAGAGUGGUUGUGGAAGAUGUUUUCUUGUUGUUACCCCCCUUUUUUGAAGAAAGAGUUGAAUUGGUUAGUUAUCCAGUAACAAGUAAAAAAAAUAGCAGUAAUCGAUACUUUCUAUUUGAUGACAGAAAAAAAAGACUCUUUCGUGGUUGAUAGAGUUUUCUUUUUAAAUAAGAUAUGGAAAGACAAAAAAACUGCGGAACCCGAGUUUGAGGGAUGGGAUCUCAUAUCCUUUUUCUUCUGUUGUAGUAUAGUAAAGGAAUGGAAUCCACGACUAAAUCUAAUGAUAAAAAAGUGAAAGGGCAUUCUAAGGUAACUCGUUUUUUGUUUUAAAUAAAAAAAAUAGAACAAAUUACAUACAAUAAAAAAGAGGGGGGCCCGAUUUUUCCGAUUUUUUUCCAUAGAAAUUCAAGAAUUAAGUUAAACAACAAAGUUCUUUUUUAUUAUUAUAAAUAAAAUUAUUUUAUUAAUAUCUUUUUUUAAUUCUUUAUUUAAAAUUAUUAAAUAUUUCGAAAUAGAACUGAAUAAAUAUUCUAUUUUAGAAUAGAAAGAAGAAAUAGAAAUAUUCUAGAAACUAGAAAAAAAAAAAAUAAUUUGAAAUUCUUUUUGGAUUAUUUUACUCAACUUACGAGUUGCUCAAAAAAUCUGUUGAUUUUGAACCACAGGAUGGAUAGUUGUCAUAGGUGAUGAAUUGAUUUCUUACCGAUGUCACUCUAUUUUUGUUCGUCUAUAAUGAUUGAGAAAUCCACAAAUCUCAAUUGUAUUUCUCAAAUGGUAUUUUUUUCUUCUUCUCCUAUUCGAUUGUAUUUCCUUGGAAACUUAGGGAAGUGCUUUGUAAACAUACGUAUAAAAAGAACUUAUUUCAUUUAGCUUCUUUAUGCCCACUAUAACUAGUUAUUUCGGUUUUCUACUAGCGGCUUUUAGUAUAACCUCAGCUCUUUUUAUCAGUCUGAGUAAGAUACGACUUAUUUGAUUUUCAAAUUGGAAUUGAAUUAGAGAUUUUCUAAUACUACUAGAUAUUCUUGAGUUCUUUAUCAUGUUAAUUUCCAAUUCUUGAUCAUUGAGAUUCGUGGUCAAUACAGAUUAAUUAAUAUUUAGUUUAAGUAUAAAGGAUAUAUAUUACCUCCCCUUUUCCUUCCCUUUCAAACAAAAAAGAAUGAUUGAAGUUUUUCUAUUUGGAAUUGUGUUAGGACUAAUCCCUAUUACUUUGGCUGGAUUAUUCCUAACUGCAUAUUUACAAUACCGACGUGGUGAUCAAUUGGACCUUUGAUUAAUUAACAUCUCGUUUGUUUAGUGAUGUUUAUUGACCUCCUAUUUCUUUUCUUUGUUUUAACCACAAUCCCCAGGAGGUCAAAUUCAGCCUUUAAACUACUGUUUAAUUAUUUCAUUGUCAUUCUCCAAUAUAACAAGAAUGGAAUCACGCUCUGUAGGAUUUGAACCUACGACAUCGGGUUUUGGAGACCCACGUUCUACCGAACUGAACUAAGAGCGCUUAUUAUUUAUUUUUUUUUAAUAACAUAAUAAUAUUAUAUUAUUAAAAUAUUAUUAAAUUUUAAGUGACCCCAAUACAUCUUGCUUGCAUAUACCAUAUGCUAUAUAUAAAUAUUGAUAUAUAUGUAUCUCCAAUUUGAAUCAGUCUCAAUUGAUCCCUUGUUACUUCUCCUACGAUAAGUAUUAGUUCGAGAUAGGGAUGACAGGAUUUGAACCCGUGACAUUUUGUACCCAAAACAAACGCGCUACCAAGCUGCGCUACAUCCCUUUCAAUUGGUUUCCUGUGUCAUUGUAAAGAAUCUUUGUCUUGUUUUCCACAUUUUCUCCGUUGUAUAUAUAUUAUAUAAUAUAUAAUAAUAUAUAAUAUAAUUAAGAAUAUAAAAAUUCUUAUAUUCUAAUCAGAAAAAUUUUAAUAUAAUAAUCAAAGAAAGACUUCUUAAGUUAAUAAAUAAUUUAAAUAAUAAUAAAUAGGAAAUUUCCCUAACAUGGAAAUCUAUUUCAUUUUUAUGGAAUGUUCGGGCAGAAAUAGACCCCUUUUUAUUAGUUAUUAGAAAACAAAAAAGCUAUCGAAUGAAUCGUUGUACAUUUCAAAUUUGAAUUAAGAAUUCGGCAGAAAAUCCAAGUGGUUAUUAACAAAAUAACUAUUUUUUGAUAGUCCUAUAUAAAAUUAUGUAUUAGAAAUUGAAAUAAAGAAAAAGGGAGGAUUAAAAAUGCGAGAUCUUAAAACAUAUCUCUCCGUGGCACCAGUGGUAAGUACUCUAUGGUUCGGAGCUUUAGCGGGUCUAUUGAUCGAAAUCAAUCGUUUUUUUCCGGAUGCAUUGAUAUUCCCCUUUUUUUAAUUAUAGUUACUGUCACAGGAAGCGGUGAAGAGGAUUCGAAAUCGAAAAAAAUAUCGAAAAUUCCUCCUAUUUUUUUUUUAGAAUUCGAAUCGAAUAGAAUAAGUUAGAAAAGAGAAAGAAUAAAAGAAAAGGUGGAUUUGUCCUUCGCGAAACUCGAAAUCUGGUACAGGCUUCAAUGGAAUUGAAUGAAUAAUUCAAUUCCAUUCUUAAUAUUAAGAGAGUAAGACCGGAAAUGGAAAUAGAAUAGUUAGGUUGGGGGCAACAAUAUCAUUUAAGAUACUUAAAUGAAAACCAAAAUACUGUACUGCGAUUCGAAAAAUUGUUUGAAAUCCUUGUUUUGUUUGUAUUACCUCAAUUUUCCGGUAAUAUAUUAAUUGAAACGAAAUUGGAUUUAGAAUUAUCAACUUUUAUUUCUUUGUCAUUCCUUUCUUCGUCGAAUACAAAAAUAGAUAAGUGAAUCCAAAAUCAAAAGAAAAGGAGGUUCAUGGCCAAGGGUAAAGAUAUCCGAGUAAGGGUUAUUUUGGAAUGUACCUGUUGUGCUCAAAAGAGUGUUAAUAAGGAAUCGACGGGUAUUUCCAGAUAUAUUACUCAAAAGAAUCGACACAAUACGCCCAGUCGAUUAGAAUUAAGAAAAUUCUGUUCUUGUUGUUGCAAACAUACGAUUCAUGCAGAGAUAAAGAAAUAGAAAGCAGAGAUAAAGAAAUA
Arachis stenosperma is the source of this 6298-nucleotide messenger RNA. Its product is annotated as cytochrome f. Gene Ontology annotation, cellular component: thylakoid membrane; chloroplast. Gene Ontology annotation, biological process: photosynthesis. Gene Ontology annotation, molecular function: electron transfer activity; heme binding; iron ion binding. Bases 9 to 971 code for a protein of 320 amino acids. NCBI's taxonomy places the organism in Eukaryota, Viridiplantae, Streptophyta, Magnoliopsida, Fabales, Fabaceae. The transcript has a single exon. The record is from RefSeq and is a predicted model, not a curated record.